GAGAUCAGUACUCAGAGACCCAGGUGGUCGAGCUGCUCCUCCAGAUCCUGAGUGCGGUGGAUUACCUUCACAGCCGCCGCGUGGUGCACCUCGACCUGAAGUCUGACAACAUGCUGGUGGACGACUGCAACCACCUGAAGGUCGUGGACCUGGGCUCCGCUCUGUCCUUCACCCCCGGGCAGCCUCUCACCGUGGAGCACAUCCACGGACACUCCGACAGCAAAGUGUAUAUAUCGUCCUCCCUAAAGCUCCUGAGAUCCUGGAGGGUCAGGGAGUCGGACCUGAAACUGACGUCUGGGCUGUGGGAGUUCUGUCCUUCAUCAUGCUGAGUGCGGACAGCCCGUUCCACGCAGACCACGCCUGGGAGCAGGACAGGAACAUCAGGAAGGGGAAGAUCCAGUUCGGGCGCUGCUACCCCGGCCUGUCAGAGGGAGCGCUGACCUUCAUGAAGAGCAGUCUCAACAACAAGUCCUGGGGGAGACCCACGGCAGCAGAGUGUCUCCAGAACUCGUGGCUGAGAGCUCAUCGCGCCCGUCACUCCAAAGUCAGUUUCUCCACCGAGAAACUGAAGGAUUACCUCCAGCAGAAAGAGGAGAAACGAGACCUGGUGCGCACCAAGAUCCAGGGGCCCUUCUUCCAGUAAAAACACCCUCUCUUUGAAGGUCACCUAUUAUGCAAAAUCCACUUCUUCAUGUCUCUUCUACAUCAA
Messenger RNA from Trematomus bernacchii (emerald rockcod), 709 nucleotides. RefSeq names its product obscurin-like. The record is from RefSeq and is a predicted model, not a curated record. The coding region runs from base 323 to 643 and encodes 106 amino acids. NCBI's taxonomy places the organism in Eukaryota, Metazoa, Chordata, Actinopteri, Perciformes, Nototheniidae. The transcript has 4 exons.